This is a messenger RNA of Antrostomus carolinensis (chuck-will's-widow), 998 nucleotides long. It is a transcript of the gene TERF1, whose product is annotated as telomeric repeat binding factor 1. The transcript has 10 exons. The record is from RefSeq and is a predicted model, not a curated record. Gene Ontology annotation, cellular component: nuclear telomere cap complex; chromosome, telomeric region; nucleus. The annotation marks the transcript as partial. Gene Ontology annotation, biological process: negative regulation of telomeric D-loop disassembly; telomere maintenance via telomerase; negative regulation of DNA replication. Lineage: Eukaryota; Metazoa; Chordata; Aves; Caprimulgiformes; Caprimulgidae. Gene Ontology annotation, molecular function: double-stranded telomeric DNA binding; microtubule binding; G-rich strand telomeric DNA binding.
CUCUUAUUAAUGGUCUCUCGAAAAUACCUAUGCAUCAGAAAAAAACGGUGUAUCUCUGUCAGCUUUUGAUAAGAGUUGCAAAAGGAAAAAAUCUUGAAUGCCAUUUUGAAAAUGAUCAAAGAAUUUCACCUUUAGAAUCUGCUCUGUCUUUCUGGACUUUACUUGAGAAGGAAGAAAUUAAACUGGAGAAGAUUCACAAAGAGAUUCGUCACUUGAUUCAAAUUCAGAUUGUAGCAGUCCAUAUGGAAAACGGAUAUUUCAAGGAGGCUGCUGAAGUUCUUGAGAGGCUAUUUACAGACUCGGAAUCAGAUAAGCCUUUAAGGGUGAAGCUGGCAACCGUGGUUAAAAGCAAGGAUCCAUAUGUUCCCCUCCUCCAAAACUUCAGUUACAAUCUUUUGAUAAGUAAAAUCAAGUCUUACAUUGAACUUUUCAUGAAAGAAAAUGAAACUAACUUCUUAAUACAGGCAGCCACAAAACAGGUGGAGUCUAAAGGACUGGGAGCAACAGCACUGCAAAACGAAAAUGUGAAUGUCAAUGAAAAUGACGAAAAUAAUUUGGAAUCAAAACAAAGAUUAAUGAAAAAGCAAGAGAGUAUUACAAAUUGGUCACCUGGAGUCAUAAAAAACCCAACAGUAAGGCCUCAUUCAAGACGGAAACACAGAGCGAGCAAUGUUCCUCAGAGUCUGAACAGCUUGCAAAAUGUGGAAAAACGUGGAGAUGCUUGGGCUUGUGGCCGAAGAAGACAGCGAUGGACUUACAAAGAAGACUUGCAACUGAAAUCGGGAAUAAAGGAGUUUGGAGUGGGUAACUGGGCUAAAAUUUUGGUCCAUGGCGACUUCAACAACCGAACUAGUGUCAUGUUAAAAGACCGGUGGAGAACACUGUGCAGGAUCAAAAUUAAGCUUACAUGCUAGGUGGAAGAUUAUUUUGAAUUUAUGUAUAUUGGCAUAAUAGCACUUUUUAUCUUGCAGGAGAGAUGGAAAACAUACGGAAGGUAA